Messenger RNA from Chenopodium quinoa (quinoa), 1038 nucleotides. RefSeq lists its product as uncharacterized. The record is from RefSeq and is a predicted model, not a curated record. Lineage: Eukaryota; Viridiplantae; Streptophyta; Magnoliopsida; Caryophyllales; Amaranthaceae. Bases 1 to 1038 code for a protein of 345 amino acids. The transcript has a single exon.
AUGCCUAACUAUGCCAAAUUCCUCAAAGACAUUUUGAGUGGGAAGAGGACUUGUGAUGUUGUUGAGACUAUUAUUUUUACUGAAAAUUGUAGUGCGAUCAUCAUGAACAAAAUGCCACCCAAGUUGAAAGACCCCGGAAACUUCUCCGUCCCUUGUGUUAUUAACAAGAUGCAAAUUAAUAAUGCCCUAUGUGACUUAGGAGCUAGUGUAAGCCUAAUUCCAUAUUUGUUUUAUCAAAGACUUGAUCUAAGGGAACUAUUACCUUCUAACAUAACCUUGCAACUAGCCGAUAGGUCAAACAAGUUUCCAAAAGGUAAAGUCGAAGAUGUUCCAUUGAGGGUUGGGAAGUUUGCGUUCCCGGUGGAUUUUGUUGUUCUAGAAAUGGAUGAAGAUGCUACCAUUCCUAUCAUUCUAGGUAGACCCUUUCUUGCUACCUUGGGUGCUAUGAUAGAUGUCAAGUGUGCAAAGAUUUCCCUUAAGGUAGGCGAUGAGGUCAUAGAAUUCGAUUUAAAUGAAAGCAUGAAAUAUUCAAGUUCUUCUCUUGAAAAUUACAUGAUAAUUGACUCUCUUGAUCAUGUUGUGUCUUCCAUGCAUGAGAAAUUGAUCACCUCUAACGAUGCUCUUGAGAAUGUUUUGUUGAACAAAGAUAAGCUAGGUGCACCAUGCAAGAAGAUGGCAUUGUAUGAUGAAUUUCUUAAUGGAAACACGGAGGAAGUGGGUAAACAAUUGUGCUUGAAGAUCUCAAGUCAUGAAGCUUUGCAAGCGGCCGCAACAAAAGAAGGUAAAGGUGUGCCUAUGGUAGAGCUCAAACCUCUACCAUCACACCUUAUGUAUGAAUUCUUAGGCCGAAAUUCCACUAACCCCGUAAUUGUUAGUGCAUCCUUGAGCGAGAGCCAAGCUCAAGCGUUAUGUUGUGUCUUGAGAAAGAAACAAGGUGCUUUGGGCUAUACUAUUGAUGAUCUUAAGGGUAUAAGCCCUGCUUUGUGUACACACCACAUAACGCUUGAGGAAGGCACCCUUCCUUCUAUUGAACGAUAA